Messenger RNA from Purpureocillium takamizusanense, 2489 nucleotides. RefSeq lists its product as uncharacterized. The transcript is spliced from 5 exons. The record is from RefSeq and is a predicted model, not a curated record. Bases 205 to 2379 code for a protein of 724 amino acids. NCBI's taxonomy places the organism in Eukaryota, Fungi, Ascomycota, Sordariomycetes, Hypocreales, Ophiocordycipitaceae.
CAUCAAUGGAACUCAGCUUUCGUUUCAUCCCCGUCACUGGCCAAUCUCAACUCCUCCCCGGCCUGCAGCAUCUGCAUACCUUACCUAUCUGCAUCAAGAAGGAACUCUGCGUCCCCCACGGCCUCGGUUACCUUACCUACAUCUCGUCUCCAUCGGCUCUUGGGACCUGCUCUCCACAAUCCCUGACCGACGCGACGCGUCCGCAUGGCGGCAGACACCAGGCGGCGCCGCAUCACUCUGCCGCCGCCGCCCGCCGAGGAACGGCGGCCGUUGCUGAGCCGCUUAUACACGGACCAUGGCGACGACGGUGAUCAAGUCUACAGCUGCAUGACCAACCCGCACAGCCACUUGCCCGUGUACACCAACAUCCACCGCAUACGCCGCGACAUCACGAGCGUAGUCGAGGACUACCUGAGCCUCGAGCAGCUGAGGGAUGUGAGGAUCAACGUCACCGUUGUGAGGCCUCUGGUGGACCAGUUCUACGAGCUUGAAGACAUCUCCAUCAUCUAUUGCCUGCUCGUGAACCGCGCCCAGUUUCUGGUCGAGGAAGCCCACUCAAGUAACCGGCAAAACGUCAACUGGACCCGUGCCACACUCUGCGAGCUCAUCGCGACGCGCAUCCUUCGACGCUUCGGUGAGGAUUAUGAGGGCACCGACGGCCUCCUCCUGCUGGCGCACAUUCUCGUUGCCGGCUUCGAGCCCUUUCAAAACGCCCCCCCACACAUCCGCGAGGAGGCUGAGGCGCAGACGUCAUGGACAUACCAGCGCACGCUCCCCGCGCUCGAGGUGGCCAUCCUGACGGAGAGCAAACACUUUCUAAGCUCGACCACCUGCCAACGAGUUGUGUCAGCCAUCUAUGAGGGCCGCAUUAUCUACACGCCGUCGACGUUUUGGGACAUCAUACCUGACCACUACAAGUUGAAGCCGAUUUCGAUCUACGACCCCCGCGAGUCGCCUCUGUUGAACCAAUAUCGACUCAUCGUACCCCGUACGCGGAGCAUUCUUGAGGCGAUUCAGUUCGCCAUCCUGCUCGCCCUGUACAUCGGGAUCAUGCUCGCCAGGAUUAAGAACCGUUUCACCGUUUUGGAAGCGGCUUUUGCCAUAUACUCUUUCGGAUGGGGCCUCGACCAAUUUGCCACAAUCCUCGCACACGGAUGGGGCGUGUACACGCAAAACUUGUGGUCGUUUCUCGACGUGGCCUUUAUUCUCAUCUACCUCGUUUACUUAUUACUGCGCAUGCACGGACUUCGUGUUGGCGAAAUCGAGCCCGCGGAGCAGGCCUUUGACGUCCUGGCUUUGGCUGCGCCUGUGUUGGUGCCGCGCCUGGCGUUCAGCCUCCUUUCCGACAACCUGGUGUUCCUUGCGCUGAGGUCGAUGAUGGCGGACUUCAUGCUUCUGACAGCGCUUUCUGCGUGGUGCUUCUUUGGGUUCCUGCUGUCCUUGCUGUGGCUGGGUGAAGGGGCGCACCCUCUCGUGACGAUAUCCAAGUGGAUGAUUUACAUCUGGUUUGGUCUGGACGGCACAGGAAUCCAGCGCUCGACAGAGUUCCAUUGGCUUCUGGGACCGAGCCUCAUGGUAGCAUUCGCCUUUCUCGGCAACACGCUCUUCCUCACCAUUCUUGUCUCGAUGCUAUCCAACACCUUCAGCAACAUCUCCAGCAAUGCAACGGCUGAGAUUCAGUUCCGCCGAGCUGUGUUGACUCUGGAAGGUGUCAAGGCCGAUGCCGUCUUUGCCUACCAGCCGCCGUUCAAUCUGCUCGCUGUUUUCUUUCUGCUACCGCUCAAGUUUGUGGUCAGCCCGCGCUGGUUCCAUAAGAUCCACGUCGCCACCGUGCGGCUCGUGAACCUCCCCUUGCUGCUCGUAAUCGCCAUGGCGGAACGGCGCUUCUUCUGGGGAGCAGGCUCCAAGAGCGAGAGCGCCUAUCCUCGUGCGCGAAAAUGGUUCUGGCGCAAGUGGCAGCUGUCAGCUCAUCGGUACCUUCGCGCCGUGUUCCAGGUGCCCCCGCCCGAUGAUGUGCACAACGAUAUUGCAGUGGACGACGACCUCACGCACCACCUCAUCCGGCGACAGUUCACCAGUGAGACGUCGGCGCAGACCCAGGUUCCCCGGAAGCCAUCGCGUAGGGACUCGAUGUUUCCGGGGCUGGCAACGAAGCUGCGAGGUUCCUUUGCUGAGGGCAGCGAGGACUACGAAGGGAUGGCGGGCAGGGUGGCGUCCAUGGAAAAGUCGAUGCGACGCAUGGAGCUUAUGCUCUCCAGACUAGUCCCAGAGGAAGAGGCGGUUCUGGAUGACGAGUCACCUGAUGAGAUGGGUGAGAGCAGCACGCUCAAGGAGGGGGACGGGUUCACAACAGAAUCGUCGUUUCGGGGACAGACAUGACUUGAUGAUCUUGAGCAUGGCGUUGUCUGGUGUGUUUGUCACAUGUGUGUAAGAGUUGGCAUACGAUAUGAAGUAGGAUAUAAGUGGCCGAUUUGCCUCAUGUUUGCUCC